Molecule: messenger RNA, 1295 nt
Organism: Bactrocera neohumeralis
Lineage: Eukaryota; Metazoa; Arthropoda; Insecta; Diptera; Tephritidae
Exons: 6
Coding region: 462-1106 (214 amino acids)
Source: RefSeq, a predicted model, not a curated record
GAAAAAAAAUACAUUUAGUGCUUACAUGAGCCGAGAAAAAAAGGCUUUUAAUGUCAGUGCCUCCAAAUUUGCCAAAAUAUGUAGUAUUAAUGUGAAUUCUGAUAGUGAUUCAAAUGUGGAAGAAUUGAGCUCCGUAGAUAUAUCUUUAAAUGAUUAUGAUAGCUAAGAUACCAUUGAUAGUGAAAGUGACAAUGUGAAUAUUGUAGUGAAAAAUGAUAAAUGCAAAGAAAUAAAAGCUUGGGCUUUACGCAAUAGAGUGUCCCACAAUGCAGUGACUGAUUUGCUUCAAACCUUGCGAAAAAUAGGUUUAGUGGAUUUGCCCUUAACAGCAAAAAUUCAUAAAUUUUCAAAUUAGGAUUUUUAAGUAUUUAUGUACAUAUAUUUUUCUCGGCUCAUUUUAUUACAUUUUCUUAAAUUUUGGAAAAGAACUUUGAUACUGCCAAUUUUUAUUUCUCAAUUAGAUGGAAAAUAUAUUUGACGAAAUUGACUUGGAGGAUUGUCCAACAACGUCUUCAACUCCCGCAAAAGACCAAUUACAUUUAAAGCGUAAAAAGUUUAACACAUCUGGUUGCUACAAUACAGAGGUCAGCAUUUCAAAACGACCUGUGGAAGGAAACGAGGUUAUUGACAUUUUAACCACUAUUUCCAAACAGCUUGACGAUUUGACGACGAGGGUAUGCGAAACUAAAAUCGAUAAGCAUUUAAAAGAAAAUAUUAUUCAUAAAAGUGAAGAAAUGGCGCAGCAAAAAACGGUUCGUGAAUGCAAGGUCCUCAUCCGCAAAAUUCAUCAAUCGGUAUGGCGAAUGACUGGUGAAGAUGUCGACAACGUUCAAACCGAAAUUGCUUCCACCCUACCAUUAAAUACGCUUGCUGCAGCUUUGGAAAUGGACGAAAAAUUGAAAUGCGACGAAUUUGCUGCUACAACGAAACAAUUCGUUUUGAGGAUAAAAGGUACUUCAGAUAGUGUACAUGAUGUGUUGCGAAGUCUGUACACUGAUGAACUUCUUUAUUUAUGUAACUGGGACGGUAGGGGUGGGAAGCAACCUCUCUCCAAAUUCCUGCUGGUUUCCAACAUUUUAUACGAUUCAUUCAUAACGUAUGGAUAGGCAAUGUUCGAAAAACAAGUUCGAAAAGCCAUUGAAAUGAGCCACCAUAGACACAAAUAAAGAAUUUAUAGGAAGAGGAAAACUGAGAAGUGAACCCUUUAAAUAUUUAAUAAAAAGUUAUAUGUAUUUCUGAUAUUAUUAAAAAUAAUUAUUUCAAUACAUACUAGAUUUUAAGAAAGCAUUGCAAAG